AUGUUCACCGCACGAGGUUUCGCUCGCUUUUCGCGACGAACUGCAAGCGCCGCUAGGGCAAGCACUGCCUUCUUUGCGAGGUCUAGUGCUUUGCAGUUUCGCAAUUAUGUAGCAGAACCAAAGCAGGCCACUGGGCACAUUCGUUCGGUGAUUGGUGCUGUCGUUGAUGUUCAGUUUAAUCAGGAUACCUUGCCUCCUAUAUUAAAUUCUUUAGAAGUGCUUGACCACAAAGGUGGUCGUCUUGUAUUGGAAGUGGCUCAGCACUUGGGCGAGAAUACCGUUCGUACCAUUGCUAUGGAUGGCAAGUUUUCAAUUAUUCGUACGGAAGGAUUGGUUCGUGGCCAGAAAGUUCUCGAUACUGGGAGCCCCAUCAGCAUUCCAGUUGGUCCAGAAUGCUUAGGUCGUAUUCUCAAUGUCAUCGGCGAACCGAUAGAUGAGCGUGGACCAGUAAACACAAAAAAAAAGGCUGCCAUUCAUACUGACCCCCCAGAGUUUGUGGAUCAGUCGACUACGCCUGAAGUUUUGGAAACUGGUAUUAAAGUCGUAGAUUUACUAGCCCCUUAUGCCCGAGGUGGUAAAAUUGGUCUUUUCGGUGGUGCCGGUGUUGGUAAAACAGUAUUGAUUCAAGAACUUAUUAAUAACGUUGCCAAGGCACAUGGUGGUUACUCUGUGUUUACUGGUGUUGGCGAGCGAACACGCGAAGGUAAUGAUUUGUAUCAUGAAAUGAUAGAAACUGGUGUCAUUAAACUCGAUGGCGAGUCAAAAGCUGCGCUCGUGUUCGGACAAAUGAAUGAGCCACCAGGUGCUCGUGCUCGUGUUGCUUUGACUGGAUUGACAAUUGCUGAGUAUUUCCGUGAUGAGGAAGGCCAAGAUGUAUUACUGUUUAUCGAUAACAUCUUCCGCUUCACACAAGCUGGUUCGGAAGUGUCCGCCUUGUUGGGGCGUAUUCCUUCGGCCGUAGGUUACCAACCGACCUUAGCUACUGAUAUGGGUAGUAUGCAAGAGAGGAUUACUACUACAAAGAAGGGAUCUAUUACAUCUGUACAAGCUGUAUACGUACCUGCUGAUGAUUUGACAGAUCCGGCUCCCGCUACGACCUUUGCCCAUCUUGACGCUACAACUGUCUUGUCUCGUCCUAUCGCUGAAUUGGGUAUCUAUCCCGCGGUCGACCCUCUUGAUUCUAAAUCACGUUUAUUAGAUCCACGUAUUGUGGGUGAAGAACAUUAUGAAAUAGCUACCAAAGUACAGAAGAUUCUCCAAGACUACAAAUCUCUUCAAGACAUUAUUGCUAUUCUGGGUAUGGACGAACUGUCAGAAGAGGACAAGAAAGUUGUCGAGCGAGCGAGAAAGAUCCAGCGUUUCUUGAGUCAACCCUUCCAAGUAGCUCAUGUCUUCACUGGUUUUGAAGGAAAACUCGUCUCAUUAAAGGAUACCAUUCGAUCGUUCAAAGAAAUUUUGGAUGGCAAGUGCGAUGAUCUGCCAGAUAACGCUUUCUAUAUGGUUGGUGAUAUUGAUGAUGCCAGGAAGAAGGCUGAAGCCAUUGCAAGAGAGCUCUCUGCAUAA
Molecule: messenger RNA, 1563 nt
Organism: Paraglomus brasilianum
Lineage: Eukaryota; Fungi; Glomeromycota; Glomeromycetes; Paraglomerales; Paraglomeraceae
Source: the annotation of a GenBank genome assembly